Messenger RNA from Odocoileus virginianus texanus, 9723 nucleotides. NCBI's taxonomy places the organism in Eukaryota, Metazoa, Chordata, Mammalia, Artiodactyla, Cervidae. The record is from RefSeq and is a predicted model, not a curated record.
AACUUAGACUUUUUUUUUUUUAAACCUGUUUAUCCUGUUUUUUUUUCCCUCUUGUAAAUGCAGUAUUGUUAUCCUGGGAUUACUAGUUUAGAAUGUAUGUCUCCUGAGCUAGUUUAACACAACUAAGAUGUAAACCUGUUAAUGUUUGGGAACUAGUUGUAAGAAAAACAGAACCACUUUGGGGGGCCUUCUAAUCUCUGGGAUAAGAAUUCCUGAGCCCUGGUUAAAAUCCCCUAGAUUUAAAAGACCCUGACUUUGGGAAACUCAAUUUACUGAAUACUUGUUUUAGCGCGCCACCUAAUGGUCAUACUUGGAACUGCUGUCAGAGUUAUUAGUAAUAGAUUUUCUAUAGCAUUUUAAGUUUACUUUCAGUAGCCCCAGAGCUCAGACUUGCCCGUGCAUAACAAAAGCCACUAAGUUUAGAGACCCCACUUCUUCCAGCGCUGAAUUAUAUGGAAGGCCCUUGAGUGACACUGAGUCACUCUUUUCUUAUUCUAGAUCAGAACCCAAAGAUAAGGUCAGUGCUGGCGACAAAAGUGGUCCAUUCGAGAAACAGUGGGUACAGAGUCCAGACUUGUGCAAAUAAAUAAGCAAAAGUCUUAUUUGCAUUAAUGUGUUUGAGUCUCUUCCUAAGUUUGAUGUCUUCUAGCUUAGCUUCCCUGUUACUUUUAUUAGAAGUUUCAAGUAUAGAAUUAAUACAUUUAAAAAUAGGCACACAGGUAUGUAUAAAUCUGCCCCCACCUCUCCCAAGAAUUCCUUGUUAAAGGUUAGGGUGUGUCUUUUUUUUUUUUUUUUUUUUACAUGUCCUUGUUUCAUAGCCUUUGACUAUCACUGAAAGUAUAAUCAGUCAUUUUAGAAACUGCAAGAUUGAGAGCAAAGUACUAUUAAACAUGUGAGUGGACAGUGAGUGCGGUUCUGUUCACAGUGACAUUUGAAUUUUGCACAGACCUUUUAUUGCCAAGUGAUGCUUUAUUUAGUUAGGAGUUUUAAAAUGAGGUAUUCUAAAUUCUGUAAUAUCAUUACUUGUUUAUUAGCUGAAAUCCUUGUGAAUGAGAAGUAUCCCUUCAACAGUGAUUGAGUUACUCUUCGAGGUACAGUUCUGAAUAAACGACCCUUACAAUUAUUUUUUAAUAAAAAUGAAUCCAGUUUUGUUAGGAGGGAUGCUUUAUGCUAGAUGAAUUUUCCUCUUAAGAUUACAAGUGUUUCAAAGCACUAAUUUCCUUAAAUUUAGAUAAAACAUAAAAACUAACAAAGUAAUUUCACCAGUGUCUUAAAAUGAUCUUAAAAUGACACAAACUAUAGCAAGUUAAUGUGUCAGUCAUUUCUAAAUGGGUUCAGUAGUUACUGCUGUAGACAUUUGGAAAAGUCAAAUGUACUGUACAUUGAAGGGCUUUAUGAGCUAAAUGAUGAAGUUAGGAUUUAAACCAAAAUGAGCUCCAGACCCCAUCAUCUUUAAUUCCACUGUGCUGCUUCUACUGGUAGUAAAGGAUUCCAGGUAAGGCAAGGCAAGAGAUGAUAGGAAACUAUUGGGAUGGUGCGAUUUUCAAGUGACAAGGUCCUGUAUGAGAUCUCAGAUAGGAUGAAAGCAGCCAUUACUUUUUAAACUGAAUUUAGUCAGUUUUUUAAGGGUGUGUGUGUUGGGGAGGGGGUAGUGUUGACCACUAAGGCUAAAUAUUCUAGAAAAGAGGCAAGUACUUGACAUUGUUCCAGAGAUCAGAAUCAACAAAUUUAGUGCUGUGUACAUAGUAUUAUAGAUUCAAAAAUUGUGUGCAUAUUCAGAUAAACAACUUGCAGGGCAAAAAGAGUUUUUCUUUUUUUUGGAUUUUAUUAUUUUUAAUCUCAUUUAAUUUCCCCAAAACCUUGAAGGUAAAUCUUUUAGGAAGUAGACAAAAGAGGUGACCUCUGCAUUUUGCAUGUAAAAAACGGCCUCCCCCCAUCUGCUUCCCCACUGCGAGGGUCAAGUACUGAUCUGCUUGAGUUUCAAGAUCAGAACUCUUCCACUACACUCCUGAGAAUAUGAGUGCUUCUAUUUAGAAGGAUUUGCAGCAAGAUACUCUCUAGUGGAGUGGAUGAAUCUGUAAGAGUAAAUUAAAUCUAAAAAGCUUGGGGGAGGAUGACCGGCCAUGGGUCGAGGCUGCUGAAUCAUCUGACCUCAUUGAUAUAAGCAUGCGAUCUUACAUCUUUUGUGUAUGGUCCGCUCUGGGGCCCUGGGCAGCAAUUCUUAGCACCAUAUCCAUCUGUACAGCUGCUAGGCUGGGAACUGGUUAAUAAUAGAUCCCAAGACACAAAAGGGGUUUUCAUCCUUCAUUAUGAAAUCAUCCAUUUUUCACUGGCUAUGGGGUUUGUUCUUACUGGGAUACAGAAGAGGGUGGUAGCACCAUUGAUUUGAGCAGCCUGGUUUCAAAUUGUGUUCUCAGAUUAUAAUACGUCCUGUGAUGUAGGAAAAUAUAAUUUUGAAGUCAGGGCCUUAUGUGGAGUUAAUGAUGAUAUUCACGUGUUGUCAUGAGACCCAGGACAGUCUUUCUUCAGCACAGCAGUGAAGCACAAGAACUACACAAUAUUACUUUUAUAAUUGUGCACGAAGAUAUCUUAGUUUAACCCAUAGAGCGUGGACACCACUAACGACAGGAUUGCUAUCAGGGAGGUGGGGAUGGGGAGUUUAAAUACUGAAAUACAGGAAGUAAUCUAAACAGGAGUUUUUACACCUUUUUCAGGUGGAGCUCAAUCUAGAACUUCACCUUCCCACCCAAACAAAAGUGACAUACAAAGACCUCACUUUUAACCAAAGUGCUGAACAUUUAAACCAAAUUUGGAUAAGAAGGGCCUGAGGCAAGUUGUCCAUCCUCGUUGGGGAACAGAUCCCACCAGUUGUUCAGCACGGUCACAAAAAAAAAAAAAAAAUCUGAUUGGUUCACACGUUGACACGCUGAACUUGAUGGUGUGAAAACAGACGUACUGGAAAGGAAACGUUUUCCCAAUAAUUGUUACGUGAAAUUAUGGGUACUGUAUAGUAUGCAUAUUACGAUCCAUUUAAAAAGAGUUUGGAGGGAUAAAAACAAAGAUAGUCGUGAUAACUGUUUCUAGGUUGUCUUUUUGCCUGCCUUAUUUUUCCCUGAUUUUUCUUUUAUGACAUAAGAUGGAAAGGAAAGUUUUUUUUUUUUUCAACAUUCAUAUAUAAUGUGAACUUCUGUUGAGCUGCACAGUAAUCUUAUUAAACAAGCUUGGCCUCUCAAGAGGGCCGUACCUAUUGUUCCAGAAACAUCAGGGUUUAUGUUUUUGAGUUAGAAAUGCCAGUUGGCUCUCCUCUGGUUAUGACCAUGGAGUCUGGUCUUAAUUAUACCAAAUGGCAUUUUCAUAGGUAAGGAAAACAAAUUCCAGCCAUUCUGGGGGCAAGGGAGAGGAAAGACCAGAGAAGUGGGGUGAGGAAAUUUUUUUUUUUUCAACAGUUUAUAUUGAAAGUAACCUCAGGAUUUAGACAGACACCUUGUUUUGUUUUCCAGGCUAAACACCAGAGCACCCUAGAAAGCAUAACUAAAAGAAUGCUCAUGUUUGACCCAGUUCCUGUCAAGCAAGAGGCCAUGGACCCUGUCUCGGUGGUAAGUUUUCCGAAACUAAACACCUCUUGUUUAUUCCAAGUGGUAAUAACUUUACUGUGUGUUGUGUUAUUCCUUAAAAGUACUCCUUACCCGAUAGGCAUUUGAUAGGCAAACUUGUAAACAGGAUCCAUGUUUUCUUAAACGCUAUGCCCCAGUCCCCCACCACCCUCAGGAUGUCAUCAGCACAGAACUUGAGCCACAGGUACAUCUGCUCACAACAGAAAUAGUUUCUCAGAAACCCCUUAGUUGUCAGUUUUUUAGUCUGAGCUCUCGAGAUUAUUGAUUUUGGCCAAAAGAGAAAAAAAAUGGCCAGACUAGUUUUUAAAAAUUAAUGUGCAUAUGGAAUGUUUAAAAAAAAAAUAAAAUUGUACACAAUGUUUAUCAUGAAUAGGAAGCAGUUUCCACAUGUACCUACAAGAAAUCUUCAUCAAGAGUGAGUUUACUUAGAGGUAUUUUUCACUCAAGAUGACCACCCAGACUAUAUAGAGGAGUUUCUUAAACAUGUUUGUGAAUGUCAAUCUUUUUUUUUUUUUGAUUGGAAGCAAAAAAAAAAAAGGACUCCAUUUUGCUUCACGUAGUGCUUAGGAUGUCCUUCACAAAAAUCAUUAAAAAGAUGAAAAUUGGGAGAAGAAAAUCCUUGAUCAUUUUGCAUGUAAAAAUAUAUUAAGAAUAAAAUGAUUUGCUUAAACUCCAAGCAGGCAGCCUUGUGGAGCUGUGACUUGGGAGAAGCUAGGGAAAGAACUUGACCCUGAGGAUGGAAUUUUGUUUCACUCAGAGUCUGUGGUGGCUGGGAGGCAAUUACAUUCAUCGUCUCUUUCAACACUUCAGUGCUAAACGGGCCCGGUCUUCAUGCCUGUCGACCACCAAGGAAGGAGCAGUGAGUCCAGUUGUUUAUAGGCUGCAGCACCAGCUCUCUGGAGGUGGGACAGGGCUGACAACAGAAAGGCGUCCGACUGCAGAGCCGGGAGUGCUUGAGACUUGAGGGGCUCUGGUUUAGUGAACGUGAGAUAACACGGCCACGCUCCCAGCUCUGUCUCUCUUUUCUUCCUCGGGCUUGGAAAAUACUCACAAGGGGGAAAACUUGGCCUGAGUUGUGGCUCUGAAGGUUGGUAAUGACACGCUUGCAAAAAUUAGAUCAUCCUUAUGCGCUGGUUAUGGAGUUCCUGCCAAAACUGUUUAUACGAGACACGGGGGUCACUCCAAGGCCCUUGGAACUGAGUUGCCAUGGAGAUUUCUGCGCCAGUGUUUACCACUCCGUCCGGUGAGAAGUCAAGUCAGAGUGGCUUUAAGGAAACAGCAUUUACAUUCUUGCCUGACAACUGUACAACCGCAUGAUAAUAAAAGAGAUCAUACCCGUCUAAUUACAUGGAGUCGAUGAAGCCCAACAAGUACGGCGUCAUCUACUCCACGCCGUUGUCGGAUAAGUUCUUCCAGACGCCGGAAGGCCUGUCUCACGGGAUGCAGAUGGAGCCGGUGGACCUCACGGUCAACAAGCGGAGCUCACCGCCCUCCGCCGGGAGCUCGCCGUCCUCCCUGAAGUUCCCGCCCUCGCACCGGCGAGCCUCGCCCGGGCUGAGCCUGCCCUCGCCCAGCCCGCCCGGGAAGAAGUACUCGCCGCCGCCGCCCGGCGUGCAGCCCUUCGGCGUGCCGCUGUCCAUGCCGCCGGUGAUGGCCGCGGCCCUGUCCCGCCACGGCAUCCGGAGCCCAGGCAUCCUGCCCGUCAUCCAGCCCGUCGUCGUGCAGCCCGUCCCCUUCAUGUACACCAGCCACCUCCAGCAGCCGCUCAUGGUCUCCUUGUCGGAGGAGAUGGAAAAUUCCAGUAGUGGCAUGCAAGUACCUGUAAUUGAAUCAUAUGAGAAGCCUAUAUUGCAGAAAAAAAUUAAAAUAGAACCUGGGAUCGAACCACAGAGGACAGAUUAUUAUCCCGAAGAAAUGUCACCCCCUUUAAUGAACUCAGUGUCCCCCCCGCAAGCAUUGUUGCAAGAGAAUCACCCAUCAGUCAUCGUGCAGCCCGGAAAGAGACCUUUACCUGUGGAAUCUCCAGACACACAACGGAAGCGGAGGAUACACAGAUGUGAUUAUGACGGGUGCAACAAAGUGUACACUAAGAGCUCUCACUUGAAAGCACACAGAAGAACACAUACAGGAGAAAAACCCUACAAAUGUACGUGGGAAGGAUGCACAUGGAAAUUUGCUCGGUCUGAUGAACUCACAAGACAUUUCCGAAAACACACUGGAAUCAAACCUUUCCAGUGUCCAGACUGUGACCGCAGCUUCUCCCGCUCCGACCACCUUGCUCUUCACAGGAAACGCCACAUGCUCGUGUGAACACCUCCACCGCCCGCCUCAGCGUGGCCCCCCACCCUCCAGCUCGCUCUCUAUCCUCCUUCCCAUCAGCUAACUCAUUUUUUACAUGUACAUUUUAAUUUCGAUUCAGCUGGUCUGAAUCUGAAUUUAUAUCAUUCAAACUUCCAUAUGGUCAGUAGUAAAUAUCCUCUAAUCCUCCCUCUCCUUACCACGGGUCAGACCUAAAGAAUGUGAACACUUUUUUUUUUUUCCGGGGAUGCUAAGCAAACCCUUCUUAGAGAUACGUUUAAUGUAAUGAAAACAAGGGAACAUGUAAACUAACAUAACCAAUUGUCGGUUUCUCCAUGUAUUCCUCAAGAGAACAUCAAAGUAAAUGUAUUACAAGUACAGUAUCCAGCCUGCUAGUCCUUGCCAGAGACAUCCAGACCUAUGUGCCCUGUGAUCAUGUUUGGUGCUCCACAGCGAAAAGAAGGCUGUAAGCUUUCACAGAUUAGCUAGACUUGCAGCCGGCUGUCGGGCUAGUACAGUCAGCUCUUCCUUUGUCCUUCACAUAUCUGGCUUGUCAACUUGGAUUUGUCACUUCAUCUAAAUGUACAUCCUUUAACCUCCUUUGUGCCUGCAGCUACUUGGGAGGGCUUUGCCACCACUGGGAGGGGAGCCAGAGCUGCUGAUUUAGGUGGGUGAUGUCUGUCAGUUGAGGGGAUGGAUGCUCUGUUUGCCUAGCAUGGAGUUGGAGCAGAGGGGCAUGGAACAGAAGCAGAGCAGGGUGGGCAGAGGAGGAAGACAUCCAUCCUGCUGGGCAAGGGCUUUCUGGGGAGACGUCAUCAUUUUGUAGCUGGGCAGAGCAUUCCCAGAGUUUCAGCCUCUAUGCAUGUUCAGCUAUGCAGAAUCCUAUUGCAAAGCCAGAUACAGUGGGCUUCUCCAUACACCUGUCUCCAUUUCUGCAAUGUCCUUCAUGUGCAUCACCAAGCAUUGACCAUAGGAAUGCCACAAAUAUAUCUGCCCAGACAUGAUAAAAAAAAAAAAGUCUUUCGGGUAAGGGUAUGAAUGGCCUUCUUUUACCCCACCUAUUUAAUAGCUUUUUUGCAAACCGGAAAACUUUGAGUGGUAAUUGUAUUCCCCUAUCCAAUUAAUCAUGGAAACUUCAUACGGAAACUUUUCUGUUUGAGCUGCAGACUGCCUAAUUGGCUGUCAUCUGUGUUCAAAACACAUAUCAUAAACAAGCAUCUGCUAAUGCUUUAGUAGAUUCCUUCAAUCUAAGACCUGAGUGACACUAUUUGUAAAUAUAAAUAGUUGUGAAGCACACAUACUUUUCUUUGGGGGACAGAUUUCUGAAAAAUCUGGAAAACCACAGUUCAGGGAUUCAUAAAUGUAGCUCAAAUUCCCAAAUGUUUACUGUGGGAGCUGGCAAUCUCCUGUCAUUAUCACAUAUCCUAUCAGAAAAGAACAAACUGAAAAUGACUCGUGUUUAUGUUGAAGAUUAAUAGCACCAUUAUUUUAGGGGAAGUUUUUCAAAAGCAGGCUUUUGAGCACCAUAGUGUAAAUGCCAAUAAAAAUAAUCUACGCAUAGAAAUGCCAUUGGUCCUAAAUUUGAAGAAAGUGGGCGACGGUGGUCUAGUGUGGGUGCAUGUAAGUAAAUGCGCAUUCAUCCCUCGAUAAAGGAAGGAGGAGCAGAGAGAAGAACGGAAUCCUGAAGAUUCGUCCCAGCCACAACUCAGGAUCCAACACAACCGUAGCUGGGAGGAGUAUACUGUUCAGUUGUUUUUAAAGCAUCAGUGCAUGAGUGAUUCUGGAGGCCUGCGAUCGUGUGGGGAGCUUACUUUGAUGGCGCCGUGUUAAUAAACGUGAGUUGUAGGGACUGCGCACCUAAGAGAUCCCGCUUAUCAGCCCUCGGAUCCAACUGAAAGGAGAUGUAGUUGAGAAAUGCAGAGUAAUUUGUAUGUGGCACUUGGUUUUUAUUUUCUUUAUUUUUUUCUUAAGCACUGCAAAAUUUGUUUAGAAUAUUAAACCAUCCUUAUGAGGCUUUUUUUUUUUUUUUUGCAACUAUGUCAUGAAUUGAGGGAUUUUAAAAAAAAAUGGCUCUUGGAAAAGUAGGUAUUGUCUAUAUUGUAGAUGCUUAGUCACAUUCAUGCCAAAGUGUUUAUAGCUUGAAAUGGUUCUUCCACAACACGCCGAAGAAUGGAGUGCAAAUAACUUUUUUUUUUUAAUGAGCUAACCAGUUUGUGUAUGUUCUAACCCAUCUUGAAGGUGGGAAAAGAGGCAAGAAAGGGUAGAAAAUUGAUCUUUGGAUAAUUAGCUUUGAGUCGAAGUCCAGCUGAUAGAAAGCUUCAUGGGUUCUCAUGAAAUUUAAUUCGUGUUUGCUAUAACAUAUUUAAAUUUUUUUCAAAAAAGCAAGCAGGACUCUGCAAAGACUUACUACAUUACUAUUCAGCUUGCUUAGAUAUGGUAACAUUAAUAAGAAUACACUUCAACUCUGAAAAUAAAGCAACCCAGGAAGCUUUUUUCUGUUCCCAUGCUGGCCUAUAUACUUCAGUUACCAAUUGGCUGUUAACCAAAUUUUCCUUCUUUAUAUAUAUUUGUAUUUUAAUAUGAUAGUUGAGAAAUUUAGUAUCUUAGUAAUUUUUAGCUGUUAUUGUGGAAGACCUCCAAUACAAGAUAAGGUACCCUUGAACGUGUGGUUUUAAUGAUAUGCCAUGUUACUAUCAAUGGUGAUUUUAAUUUUGAAUAUUUUAAAUUGAUGAGAAUGAUUUGUAAACAUGAAGUUGGUGUUGUAUAAAUUCUGUUGGUUAUAGAAUUUCUUUGAUGAUUAUCCAAGUGUCAUCUUGGGGCAGAAGUCAGAAAAAUUAAAUCUGCAACCAUCAUUAUUUUAUUAGAGUUCUAAAAUGUGAACCUACAUCAUAAAUGGGCAUUAACAUUCUAAAUCACCUGGUUUGGAGAAUGUGUUAGCAGCAUAGCUAUGUUCAACUAAGGAAAUGGCUAAAUACCAGAAGUUUCAAGAGCCUUGGAACAGAUUUACAGGGGAACUCUAUAUGUAUGUGUAUAUUUUAUUAAACACCCAUCUGCACUAUCAGUGUUGCACUAAUGUGGAAUUUGAAAAACUAUAUUGCUGAUACUGUAUAUCUGCACAUCAUUCCUGAUUAGAUUGUUUAAAAGACAAUCUCAAAGGUCUGAGGUUUUAAAAUAAUUUGGUUGGUUUGAAAAUAUACAGUCAUCUUGAAGGAAUCACUGUCAUGCAUGAAGUUGCUCAGAGUGGUCUUUAUUCUCUUCUUGGUCAAGGUUAACAAUUUCUAAAUGAUUGCAAAUUCACUUAAAUAAUACAUUUACAAAGCCAUUUUACAUGCAUUAAACGAGGGCUGCAACAAUAUUAUGUUUUACAAAUACUAGCACUUUUUUUUUUGCUGUUAUGUACUUAGUGUUAGAGGGUCAAAAUAAUCUUUCUGCUUAGCAUCUCUUAAACCAUACCUGCAAAUAUAGCAGGAUUAUUACAUUUACAGUACUUUAAUACUUGUAUAAACUAUGCAGAAAUUUUUAAUAAAGUGUAAUAUAUUUUAUAAGCUAAUAAGACUGAAUGGGUAAAGGUUUUUAGCAUGCAUUAGUAUACUUGCAAAUACUGAAACAUUUUGGUAAUCUUUCUUACUAAAGAUGUGAAUGUUUAAUGUUCCUUCUCUGUUUCUACUCUGUAGUCCAAUGGGAAUUCAGUAAUGACAUUUUGUCAUGUCAAACUGUGAACAUAAAUUUGUACUGUACAGUCCUCAUAUACUAUAUACAGUAUGCAAUAUAUGUAUUAUAUACUUGUUAAUAAAACCAUCAGAAUAUUAAA